Molecule: messenger RNA, 1377 nt
Organism: Capsella rubella
Lineage: Eukaryota; Viridiplantae; Streptophyta; Magnoliopsida; Brassicales; Brassicaceae
Exons: 3
Coding region: 57-1268 (403 amino acids)
Source: RefSeq, a predicted model, not a curated record
GAAUAAAAUUCACCAGUUUUUUUUUUGCCAUCGUCGUGCCCAACUUCGUUCGUGCAAUGGAUGAAAGUUUCAGAGUGAGGAUCGACAAGGUUUUUGGAUCUCUUGCAUCAUCAUCCGCGUCUAAAGCGCCUGUGAGCUCUCUAUGGUGUCUCGCGGAAGAAGAGAUCGAUAGCAACGAACGGAGCGGAGAAAAGGAAGUGUCUGAACCCUCGAGCAGCUCCCCGGAUAAACGAAGGCAGGAGAAUGAACCGACGAAUGUUUCCGUCGAUGGGGAAGAAGGACAGUCCAGUGGAUUGCAGAAGCCGAACGAUUACAACGACGAGGAGUGGGAGAUCAAAAACUCUAUCGGGAUGGACUCUACUCUAGAUAUGGAGGCAGAGGAAGAUGACAAUGACAAAGUUGCAUUAGGCAACAAAGAGUAUGGUUACAUGAAGGAUGUGAACGACUAUGAGACUGAAGCAGACGAGUGGGUGGAGCUUCCAUCUACUUUCAAAGAAAGAGAGAAGGACCCUCGUGCAAAUCUUGUCGCAGCAAAGCUUAGACUUAAAGAAGACGCUGAAGCUGUUAACAAGUUGAAUUCUUUACAUGUCUCUGAGGAACUUCAGGAUAAUGUGUGCAUGUCUACGGAAAACGGGAAAGCUCUCGUGGUGUCUGAAGAUAUCUUAUUUGGGACUGCCAAGGAGACAAAUGGUGGCUCUUCAGAUGAUAGUGGGCUGAAACCGAUAUUGAAGAGGAAAGAAAACCAGGCAAAUGAUUCUAAGUUGCCGAAGCGUGUUCGGUUUAGUUCUGAUAUCAAAGAUGACAACUCAACUGAAGGUGACAAAGAUUCUGUGAUGGAGACUAGUUCUCCUAACGAACAUAAUGUAGAGGCUGACUAUCCGACUGGGAUUCCAGAUUAUAUGCGGAACCCUUCAAAAUACACUCGAUAUACAUUCGAUUCAGGGGAGGUUGAUGAAGAAUCUAACCGGAAAGCAUACAUGGACUUUCUCAACAUGAUUCGGACAAGAGAUGAGCCUGUGGUAGAACCUAUGGUUGAGCUUCCAAGAUCAGUGGCUUUUGUACCAAAGAGGAAACCAGUGGCUGAAGGUAAAGUAGAAAAUAUAGAGAAGGAUUGCGAGGGAAGAAGAGUAGCAAUAGCUGUUGAUACCAUAGAAGACUGCACCAUUUCUGCUAUGGAAGAAGAUGAACCAGAAGCAGCUCAACAUGUCACAAGAAGACCUGGCCGACAGUAUCGAGCCAGAAGCAAGGAAGACCCAGAGGAAUGUUGAAGAUCAUCAAACUUACCCUGUUAAGAUUUGUUAUGAUUUUUUUAUAUUUCUUGAAUGAGGCAUUUGAAUUGGAGUUGGAUGAUGAAGAAAUCAAAUUUGCUUGGAUAUU